GUGAAGUGUGGAGGUCCGCAGCUGCUCCUCCUAACAGCUGAGUUAACUGACAUGUUCCAGUGGUGACCACUUGUGUUUGAGCUCGAAAUGAAAGCAGGCCUUUUAUGAACAUGUUCAAGAGUGAUCAGUUUUGUUACAGCGCUGAAGCCAUGAGAUUCAAGACUACUCUUCGCAUGCUGGGCAUACGUCGUCAGGCGUCCACAGGUCGCCCAGUGCUCCUUGCAAUAUUAUUAGCGGCACUAACGACCGUCUGCAGAGCAGCGCCGGAGGCUGGAGCCAUACAACUUACCUCCGUGGGGGACUCAGGACUACGGAGCGGGCAUCAGCUGGAGGCUAGCGGAAGUUCGGUUCCCUUAAUGCACUUCUCUCCCCCUACCCAUGCCCCGUCCCUAUACCCAGUCACUGAGUUGGAAUCUUCAGAAUUUCUUCCAUCCCAACAAUACUACCCAUCAGCAGCCCGUAGUAAGGCUGGACCCGGUGAACAACGCCUGAGUUCUCAAAGCUCAAACCCAUACAACGUCGAGGUUCUUACCCACGAGUCCAACAGCUAUCCUGUGGGUACCUCGUUUAGUUUUGCCGACUCCCAUAAAGAAGAUCACGGCCAGUCUUACGAUCCUCCUGUUUAUUACCCGGAAGCAUCGAAAAGUUCAGACGUUUCAAACUUAGCUGCUUCUUCCCGAUCUCCAAGAAUUUCUGACGUUGACCUUAGGCAGAAAACUACGGCAGUCUCCCACCUUGAUGAGUUUGUUAAACCUAAGGCUGAUAGCCCAUCCCAGCCUCCCACAGAUGGUGCUCAGGAUCAGAGCACGACAGCCAAAAGGCCUCUUGAAGUUUCUUCAGUGAGGUUCCAGUGCAAAGGAAGGACAGGAUAUUUUGGGGAUGAUGAUUUUGCUUGUCAAGUAUUUCACUUCUGCAGCCAUGAUGGCAAGCGGUACACCUUUCGUUGCGGAAAUGGCCUGGCUUUCAACGAGAUGACAGUCUCGUGCAGCGCGGCCGACGUAAAACGGUGUUCGCCCGCCAUCUUCAUUCCCACCGACUCGCCCUCGAGCACGUUAAGCACCUAUGCAACCCAGAAAGAAAAGUCUUUGGCCUCAUCUGCGGAGUCCAAUGGCAUUCAAGUCGGGCCAGAAUACUCCAUAGCAACGAUUGCAGCAUCAAACGAACGGCAAUCCUUUGACAAAAAACAAAGUUUUCCACCUGGGCCUGAGUCUUUGACAGCCUUCGCGGCUAUUGCAACAAGUUCCGAUAAAUCUAAAGCGAAGAAUUUACAUUCAAAUUCUAAUUCUAAAAAUCCAUUCUUCGAUCACUUCGAGACAAAAAUGAAGAGUCGUAUUGUGGGAUCAACAAAUCGAAGACCUGCCGCAAUGUCCAAUCAUGGCAAUGAAGUUUCUUCCGAAUAUGAAUACGUGGAUGAUUAUGAAUAUGAAGAAGAACCACAUUUACAAAAUAGCCCCAAGGUUUCCUCUUUCCAUUCCCUAAAAACAGAUCAAGGCCAAGGAAAUUACCAAUCUAAAAGUUUUGGAGAUUUCUCACGAUCAAGUAGAACAAAUAACCCAAGACAAGGUCCUUCCCAAGUACGAAACUCUUUAAACCCUACUGGAUUUCAACAAUUUUCUCCAGCAGGGAUUUUCCCCAUUCACCGAGGUGGACCGAUUAUUAAUUCAACCCCAAGACCUAUAUUUUUCACAACUGCGACCCCCAUUUACGACAUGAGAACAGCUAAAAGAAUACCUCUGCCAAGUUCUUUAGAUCACAAUGUUCACACUCAAUCAUUAGACCGCCAUCCAAUCGCUUCACACCUGUCUGCCAACAGGUUUAGAGUGAGACCAACAGCAGCCGCCUUUUCUGGUCAUCCUCAGCUUGUAUCUCAUAUUAACAAUAUUGGUGUAUCAGGAUUCCCCCAAGCUGGCGCUGCUAAUUUCAAUAAUCUUCAAACUCGCCCGUUUCAUCAGAGCUCACUUGAGCUUAACCCAUAUGCCCAUGCUUUACAGCCAAUCAGAAAUCAAUUCCCACCCAUUCAAAGUGUGAAUCCUUCUUCUUUACCGCUUUUUCAUACUGGUUCUCAAUCCUUCAGUCAUCCUCUUAGCCCUCACGAAGUUAGACAUUUACAAUCAACAGUUUUCCCUAAUUCUUUAGAAAUUGCAACUCCUCUCAUCACUUCUCCUUUCCAUACACCUCUUGAAAACACUCGCCUAUUCUCUGGUUCCACUUCUCAAGAUUUGAGUCGACCAAUAAAGACGUCAUCUACUGGUUUUAAUUCAUUAGAAUCACCUCAGUCCAGGCCUAUUCACAAUUCAUUUGAACCAGCCCUUCAAGGUGCUAAUGGCCUAAGACUCCAUCCUCAUCAAAGUUUGAAUGACGCAUAUUACAGUGUAACAACAGCACGCCCUAGACCUAUUGACUCAUUGCUGUUGCAUCAAAGUCAAUUCAGCAGAAUUCCCCAAACAGCAAUUAUUAGAUCGACACCUAAACCUUUGCCAACUCCUGAUGAUCGAAUUAACCAGUUUUUUGAAGAUCAUCCACUAGCUGAUAUUCGUACGAGACCAAUUUCAAAUGGAGUCUUGAAUGCUCACAUGUCGUCGGAAGUCAAUUUACAACGGCCAACCAUUCGUUUUCCAAACCGAGAUGUGAAUUCUGAAGAUUCUCGUUUCCGUCCAAUAUCCUCGUCUACACAAAGUUCUGUUACUGACUUUCAUACAACUGUCAGACCACAAACCACAAGAUCACAGAGUGUAACCCAGAGUCAAGACCGACCUCCAUCCCGCAGACGACCUGCCAGUCAGUCGCUGAGACAGCACCAACGUCCAAAUUCUCAAGCUCAGAUCCAAAGCGACCGGAAGCCUCUCACUACUGGAGAUUUCCCACGAAAAAAUUUAGUUUCCUCCAUCGGAAACGACCCAGCGAGCGGCAACAGAUUCCCUACGUCAACAUUAAGUCCUAUUAAUUCCCAUUCUGCGGCUUUAAACAGUUUCACAACUGCCCGAUCCCCCUUGUAUCAUAUUCAAACUGGUUUGAACGAUGAAUAUGAGUAUUAUGACGAAGAAUAUUAUGACGACAAUCAUGAAUCUGUGAAUCAUAAUCGCAAGCCCCAAUUACCGAAAAGUGUUCCGAAACCAUACAAUGAUUACGAUGAUUACUACAAUUCCGACGAUGCGCCAAAUAAACCACUAAGGUCAAAUUCCAUUGUCACAACACCAAGACCAAAUGUCCCCGCGAACCAUGAAACAAACUCUCUUUCAACUAAUAAUCCGAUUUCUGAUCAAAAGCCACUCAAGGCAAGUGGUCAGUCAAACUUGACAACUAAACAACCAAUUCCACGGAAAAGACCGCCUCGGUUACCUGCUCGGUCCCGAACAAGAACAACGACUCCUCUACCUUCGCAUGAUUACGACUAUGAAGAACAUGGUUCCGAUGACUCGCCGGCAACGAAAACCACCACAACGGUUCGGCCUACCACCGCUGCUAAGUCAACGCCUAGUCGACAAAGUGUAAGAAGUAGGAUACCAUCUAGGAAAAGAGUUACUAAUACCUCAAAAGAUGAUCAAAAAGUUAACGAGUCCACAACGGUUUCUUCUACUGAAAAUGAUCGUGCAACCACCACUCGAAGGCCGAAGCCCAUGGCAGCAGGAGGAGCUCCGGCUAAUGAUCGGCUGUCUUCUUUAAGGAACCGAUUGAAAAUUCGUGCAAAACGAGUCAAGACCGCCGCCGAAAUUGAGUUGGAGGAUGGAAGCGAUCCAUCAACGCACAACAAGUCGUUAGACGAAGAACAAACAUUUGAUGAAACAAAUCCCGGAGCCCCUACGAUAGUCGUCCAAGAAAUACCUGAAAGUGAAAAUGAAAGCACAAGUGAUGAACCUCCAAAUCCAGAAAAUUCAACAAAUGUUGAAGUAGAUGACACGGAAAAGAAACCUGCAGGUAGAGCAUUUAGAAAACGUCCUCUGGACCCUGAAGUACGUGCAAGAUUCCGAAAGUUUCUAAAGAAUAGAAGAAAAAAAUUAGAGAUGACCGAUUCAGAAAACAAAAGUAAUGGUAAGACCUUUGAUAAAUUAGACCCAAUAACCAGUAACAAUCAUGAUGAAAUACGGGAGGAACAUCAAAGUAAUGAAGCAUCGAGAGAUUCGCUUGCAGAACCAACUAAUAUUCUAUUAGACUCUUUAAAAACACCCAGCACUCAUGGCGAGUCCAUGGAGCCGAUGCAAGAAAGUUAUAACGAUACAUUCCCUGGUUCGACUCCCAGCGUUGACAAUGAGCCAAUUAGUAGUUCAACUGAGAAGCAUUCAAAUGUGCAUCCUCCUGCAGCACCAGCAUUUGCUCCUACCAGUGAUACUACUAGACCAGCCUAUAAGAAAAAUAAUGCAAUUACGGUGUCUGAAGAAAGCUAUUCCUUACUGGAUGAGUCCAUCAAGGAUGAAAAUGAGCUUUAUGAAAACCAAGAAUCGAGAUUAAUUAGUGAACGAAGACAACGGCCUUCAAUUCAGAAACUUGUUAACAUGUCUGGGAAUGUUUUGACGCUCGGCUCUACUAAAAAAGGAGAUGAAAAUCGAGAUAUUCAUAUGAUUGCCAACACAGUAACACCUGAACCCAAUAAUCGGACAAUAAAUUUCUCUCUGUCGGAUGCAGUUUCUAAAACUACAUUCGUGAGUCUCGCAACAACUCCAAUUAUGGUAUCUACAAAGAUACUCACUCCUGCCCCCAUAUCCACUACCAUUUCUACUACCACUCCAAUUUCUACUUUCACUACUUCCACGACUAUGAUUCCUAAUAAGAAAGUUUCAAUUUUUCGGGACGAAAAGCUCAAGAAAAAAUCUUAUGUGACUUCGAGUUCAGAAGCCACAACUGCCGUACCUGCAGAUGACAAAACAGACCUUGCUAAAGUCAUGCUCGGUGAUUCACCAGACGUCAAAGACCCUCGUCCCAAGAUGCCGCACCGAGUCGCCAAACCUGUCUUCAACUUUCAGCGGAAGUAUUCUGCUGCUUCGGAAAAGAAACAUUUCAUAUCAGCAUCGGAUUAUGAAGGCAGUGCUGAAGGGAUUUCCCGAGUAGAUUUAGUAUCCUUCACCAUGUCAACAGACCCGCCUCUGUUGCCGCUGCAGAAAUUGAUGCCUUUUCAUAAGUGAGUUUGGCGAAGAACUGUAUAAAUUAAAUAUCUAUUUAUAAUUAAACUUGCGAAAUGUAUAUUAUCUCUAGCUAGCUCAAGUUUGACCACGAGAUUUGACGUUCGAUAUUUUACUAUAAUUCUAUUGUUGUGAAAGAAACCAAUGAAUGUAAAUUUAAUAGAUAUGGUUUUUGAAUGAUUUUGUUGUUAUAGUUGAAGUGUCCAGAAUCACACCAGACAAAUUUCCUACUAUUAUAUUGUUCUUACUAGAAUGUAUGGAUUAUUAUUGAAAUAUCAGCUGAAUUUCCUCUGUGGGAUUUAUACUCAAUCGAAAUCCCGACUACACCAAAAAAUUUUGCAACUUGUCGCAAUAAUUUUCUGUUGAGCUCUUAUUAAUUGUAAUUUAUCGUGAGACGUACUUACCAGUUAUUUAUUCAGAAAAUUUCAGUAUCAUAUAGUUAACUAUCGGUUGCGGCAACUUAACUAUUUAUUCGUUAGUGAAUUUUGUUACAUUCCUUCACGCUGUUCCAGUGAAUAGGUUCGUCAGUACGAGGGGGGACUCGAAAGAAUCAGGAAUUGUUUUCUUCAUAAAAUCAUUCGUCCAAAGUCUUCUUUUAAAAAUUUCUGGAGUGAACGAACUCCAAGUUACUUGGAACAGUUCCGCUAUUUCAAUACUUCUACGUCCAUUGCCAUGGAUUAGGUUCCUAAUUUUCUUAACACUUUUUUUUGGUCGCCCCACGUAAGGUAGUCAGUUUUGCUAGUAAUGAACGUAAUAAUGUAGAAUUUUCCCCAGCUAUAGCUUUAGUUAUGUUUUAGGCUAAUUUAUUAGCUCGUGAGUAUUACAACUUGCAUAGGUAAUCAUUGAAAAUAAUUACAGAAAAUUUUUUCACGUAGUAAGUUUCCGGUUAAACAAUUAAAUUUGUUGGAUCAAUUCUACUAAUGACAUGUUUGAGAAAGCUUAUUCCACUCUCGGUAUGUAGUAAUGUAUGUUUUUCUAAGUGUUCAUGUAUUUUCUAUUAAUCAAUUUUAGUAACUUAUUAAAUCCGUUAUAUAUGAAUUUAUAUAACAAAAGGAUUAGCGGCGCUGUUGCCUGAAUGAGCUAGUUGGUCUCAGUCGAAGUUUUACUCCCGAUUUCUGCGUCUGCAAAAUUCCGUUACAUUUCUAAUGUGCAGCCAGUGUAACAUCAUCAAUUGGAAAAGAAAUGUACUUGUAUUUUACGACUUAACUCCAUCAGUAGGUACAUAAUAUGAGAAAAAAAAUGAAAAGCUUCCAUAACUCUUUAACAAGUGAUAUUUGAGUUCAAAACAAGCGGCUGCGAUUGGCCGGAAGCUGAAAUAUUAAGAACGUCUUGCUGCGCUAAAUUGAUAAUCUGUAAUUGUGCUCCGGCGGCAGAGUAUCUAUUUUAGUUUUAAUUUAAAUUCGAAUAGGUCAGUCGGUCGGUCUCGCCGGCCUAAAAAUCAUAGCUUCGAGAUAUACAUAUUACAUAAUGGUAACUUCUAACGAGAGAAUCCUGUGUAUAGCCGUAUAUAGAAGUGAUAUAUCAUAGUUCGUAAUGGAGAACAAGUUAUUGUGAUUGUAAAUAUAGUAAGUACCUACAUUUCAAUGACA
Molecule: messenger RNA, 6703 nt
Organism: Hyalella azteca
Lineage: Eukaryota; Metazoa; Arthropoda; Malacostraca; Amphipoda; Hyalellidae
Product: mucin-17
Exons: 5
Coding region: 105-5117 (1670 amino acids)
Cellular component (GO): extracellular region
Molecular function (GO): chitin binding
Source: RefSeq, a predicted model, not a curated record